Molecule: messenger RNA, 3428 nt
Organism: Rana temporaria (common frog)
Lineage: Eukaryota; Metazoa; Chordata; Amphibia; Anura; Ranidae
Product: coronin-7-like
Exons: 28
Coding region: 185-2896 (903 amino acids)
Molecular function (GO): protein binding
Source: RefSeq, a predicted model, not a curated record
GAUCGCCGGUGUGAUCGCUGGACGCUGUUCUCUUGGGCUGGGAGGGACUCGAGGGAGAGAAGAGAGUGAGAGAGGAAGACACACAGUCAGUGUGCCGGAGGCAGAGAGACUUCAGGGACGGACACGGACACUCAGGAACAGGCUGUGACAGUCAUUGGGAGGGGAACAGCCUGUCUGCAACAAUAUGAAUCGGUUCAAGCCAUCUAAAUUCAAGAACUGCAUCCCGAAGAUCCCCAAAAAGGAGGGAUGGAUCGGGGACAUCGGAGGUGCAUCCUCUGCGACCAGUGGGAACAACAUCAAGUGUGGACACCGUCGUAUAAUCUAUAACACUGACAGUCCUGGGGUGCUGGGGAUCACUUCACUCCAGGUGGAGCAAGACAAGAAAACACCGUCUCGCCUGCACUGCCACUCAGAUGUGGUGACAGACUUUGCCUUUUCACCUUUCGAUGACAAUCUCCUGGUCACAGGAUCUGCUGACCAAACAAUCAAGCUGUGGCAGUUGACUGAAUCUGGAGAUGCGGCUGAUCCCAAGGGGACAAUGUCAUCGACAGGGGGACAAGUGAAGGCUUUGCAGUUUCACCCCUCAGCUGACAACCUACUGGUCUCUGCAGCUGGAAAAUCUGCUCAGAUCUGGGAUCUCUCCAGAGAAAUGUCCCUCGCAGCGCUGGAUAAUCACAGUGACCUUGUGCAGAGCAUUUGCUGGAGUCAGGAUGGUGUACUGAUAGGAACCACAUCCAAGGACAAGAGACUGAGAAUCUUUGAUGUUCGUAAGAGCACAGGAGCCAGCCAGGAUGCCCAGGGGCAUGACAACAAUAAAGACUCUCGAGUGCUGUGGACAAAUUCCAACAACCAUCUGGUAACAUCUGGAUUUAACCAGGUCAGAGAGAGAGAGUUGCUGCUGUGGGAUCUUCGUAGUUUCAGCCGACCUGUGACUUCUUUCUCACUGGAUGCCUCCUCAGGGCUUCUUAUCCCUCUCUAUGACGUAGAUACGGGACUAAUCAUCCUUGCUGCUCAGGGUGAAAGCACAAUGUACUGCAUGGAGGUCAAUACUGAAGCGCCGUCUCUAGCGCAGCUCUCUCAGUGUGUCACAGAACAGAAGACCCGUGGAUUGGCUCUGGUCCCCAAGCUCUGCCUUGAUGUGAUGAGCUGUGAGCUUCUUCGCAUCCUUCAGCUGACCGACAGGUUCAUCAUUCCUAUCAGUUAUAGCAUUCCACGCAAGGCAGUACAGGAACUCCCACUUGACCUUUUUCCUGACACGACUGGAGGCACAGCGGCGCACACUGCCCAGAGCUGGUGGUCAGGAGUCAAUCAGCAGGUGGAAAAGGUCUCCUUAGACCCAUCCCAGAGAUCAGCCAAUUCCUCUCUUGCAAAAAAGGAGAAAAAGACUGGUCACCCUGAGCAGAGACUGGCAUCCCCCGAGCAAAGUGAAGGGAGUGCUCUCUCCUCUCCCUCCAGCUCCGUCACCUCUCCCUCCAGUGGGAUUGUUUCCAGCACCAGUCAACGCUCUCUGCAAAGCAUUCUGGGUCCAAGUUCACGGUUCCGUCAUACUCAGGGCAUUGUCCUCCAUCGUGACAAUCACAUCACCAACCUGAAAGGAGUGAGCCAGAGCACACCAGGAGAGAGUGACGGUUUCUGUGCGAACCACCAGCGAGUGGCUGUGCCUUUGGCUGGACCAGGGGGCCAGAUAGCGGUGCUGGAGCUGUCACAGCCAGGACGUUUACCAGACUCCCUGCCGACUAUUGAGAACACAGUGCCCGUCACAGACCUUACAUGGGACCCUUUCAAUCCUCAGCGACUAGUCACAGGUGGAGAGGACGGAAGGAUUAAAGUUUGGAUGAUUCCACAGGGUGGGCUUAAGGAGACCUUCAGUGAUCCUCACUCAGUUCUUAUUGGCCACAAUGAGCGGAUCUACACGGUGCGAUUCCAUCCAUGCGCCUCCGAUAUCCUUGUCUCUUCUUCUUAUGACAUGACAGUGAGAGUGUGGAACCUGCUGGCCGGGAAAAAUGUGCUGACUUUACAAGGCCAUGAAGAUCAGAUCUUCUCCCUUGCCUGGAGCCCAGAUGGAAAAUAUUUAGCUACUUGCUGCAAAGAUCAGCGUAUUCGUAUAUACGAGCCUCGGGUUUCCAACCGGCCGAAGCAGGAGGGUGCUGGGCCAGAAGGUGCCAGAGGGGCACGAAUCCUCUGGGUGUGCGGUGGUAAAUAUCUUCUCGUGUCAGGAUUUGACAGCCAAAGUGAACGCCAGCUGACUUUGCAUUGUACAGAAAAGCUGUCGCAGGGUCCUAUCACCUCCAUCAGUCUGGAUGUGUCCCCUUCUACUCUUAUCCCGCACUAUGACCCCGACAUCGGCCUGCUGAUACUCACUGGGAAGGGUGACACCAGAUCGUUCAUGUAUGAGGUGACGGCAGAAAGCCCCUACUUCCUGGAAUGUAACAAUUUUGUGAUCAGUGACCCACACAAGGGUUUACAGUAUUUGCGGAAAACAGACUGCGCUGUGCGUGAGGUGGAGGUUCUGCGUGCUUUGCGUCUUUGUGCUAGCUCACUUGAACCUGUAGCUUUCCGCGUUCCACGUGUUAAGAAAGACUUCUUCCAGGAUGAUGUGUUCCCCCCUACCCGUGUGACUUGGGAACCAGCACUGUCUGCAGCAGAGUGGCUCAGCGGGAAAGACAAGCGGCAGCGUACCAUUAAUCUGUGUCCUGCAAAUAUGACUCCAGUCAGCCAGGCUCCUAAAGAAGCCCCAAGCAAGAAGUUUGUCCCCUCUUCUGUCUAUCUCCAGGAGAAGUCUGAUGAGCAGAAGAAGGAGGAGCUACUGAAUGCGAUGGUGGCAAAACUAGGCAACCGGGAUGAUCCACUGCCCCAGGACGCCUUUGAAGGAGUAGAUGAGGAUGAAUGGGAUUAGCGGCGACCCCUGAUGCUCCCAGCUGCCUGUUCACCUCUCCCCCCCUCUCCCGUGUAACUGGAAAUGGCUCGGAAGGCGGUUCAGCGAAUACAUUCCAAUCCCAGGGAAAAAUAAACUCAGGCCAAUUGUUUACACACUUCCAGCAUUCCUGGCCAGUCACAAACCGGACCUACAUUCUACACAAGAGCUGUGCACUGUGCGCCAAGUACACAGACUCCAUGAAAAGCCGGUCAUCUGACCUGUGAGAUCAUUGUUCAGUGUUUGCCUAUCAUGUACAAGAACGCGCUCCACUUGUGAUAUUACAAGCACAGAUGUCACCCCCCCCCCUUCUUUCCCCAUUACUCUAACCGUUUACAAACGCAGACAUCUCUAUUCCUUUCCUUGCUGCAUGACAUAUUCAGUUAAUGGCCCAGACUAGAUGCUUAACUGGUUCAGUCCACCCAAAACUGAUACUGGCUCAGCCACCAGUUUCUUAUAUGAUGGGAUCCUGCCAUCAAGAUCAGAAUUUUUCAGUGUUGUCUAUUGGAGAGCU